Cornus florida is the source of this 1998-nucleotide messenger RNA. RefSeq names its product protein BASIC PENTACYSTEINE6-like. The transcript is spliced from 4 exons. Gene Ontology annotation, biological process: response to ethylene. Lineage: Eukaryota; Viridiplantae; Streptophyta; Magnoliopsida; Cornales; Cornaceae. Gene Ontology annotation, molecular function: DNA-binding transcription factor activity; sequence-specific DNA binding. Gene Ontology annotation, cellular component: nucleus. Bases 651 to 1574 code for a protein of 307 amino acids. The record is from RefSeq and is a predicted model, not a curated record.
GUACGUAUAGACGCGUUUCAACACAGCUUCGGGGAAAGCCCGAGUCCGACCGGUGCCAAGUUGCGGCGCCUGAUCUAAACGUCGUGGUUUUAACAUUAAAAGGCAGAAAACGUCGGCGUCUUAUCCCUGUCCCAGCACCCCCAAUCUGUGUCCCAUUUCGCAGAAUGUAGGUAGGGAGACGCAGAGAAAGUCUCUUCCCCUAAGAGCGAUUCAGAUACUUCUCAUCACACAAGGAGAUUCAGAAUCAGCUCUCUCUCUCUCUCUCUCUCUCUCUCUUGGUUCCAUCGACCCUCUCUCUCAUCAUCGUCCCUCUAAUAUGUUAUCACCUUGGCUUCCUUUCUCAUGCAAUCUAUUUUGGAACUUCCAUCAAGCUGUUGUGAAAUUUGUUCAUGUAGCAAAUUGUGAACGUUGAAGAGUCCUUGACAAUCUCUAUGAUCAAAAUGCAUAAGUAUCUGCUUAAGAGUCCAUUCCACAAGCUUCUUCAGCGAUCCCAGCAACAGCCAUAUUUGAGGAUGGAAUUCUAGCUCUGCUUUUACAUGCUGAUUGUAUGAUCUUGUGAUUCUUGUCAUGACCUGAGAUCUCAUUUCUAGCUUAAUUUGUGUCGGUAUACUAUAGAGGUUAACAAGGGCACUUUUUGUGAGAAGGCAAUCAUGGAUCACAAUCACUUGACGAUAAAGACAUACAUGUCCAUCAUGGCUGAGAGGGAUGCUGCCAUCCGAGAUCGGAAUAUGGCGCUAGACGAGAGAAAAAGAGCCUUCGCCGAGCGAGAUAUGGCAAUGCUGCAGCGAGAUGCUGCAAUUGCAGAGCGUAACUCGGCUAUGGGUGAACGAGAUAAAGCUAUUGCUACCCUUCGAUUCUGGGACAGUUCAAUGAAGGAAAAUACCAUGACUCCUGAUUCAUCUGGAAAUGGAAUUAUGUGUGGAGAAAAACACAUUCACCACCAGCAGCAAAUGCAUCACAUGCCCCACUUCCUGGAAGAUGCACAAUAUUCUAGGGAAGAUCCACCAAGCGAUGCUUACCCAAUUACAGGAGUUGCUUCUGAGACUGCCAAAACCAGGAAGGUGAAACAAACGAAGGAGACCAAAGCAAUUCCAGCAAAGAAGUCAUCCAAGUCUUCGGGAAAGGGUAAAAAAGGGUCUGAAGCUUUGAACAAGCAGAUGACCGUUGCUACAUCAAAUGCUUGGAAAAAUGAGCAGGAUUUGGGGGGCGAUGAUGACGACUUGGACAGGCAGCUUGUUGUCUGGAAGGAUGAGCUGGGGUUUAACCAGGUCGAUUUUGAUGAAUCUACCAUGCCAGUGCCAGUUUGUUCUUGCACAGGAGCACCUCAGCCGUGCUACAAGUGGGGGAAUGGCGGGUGGCAAUCAGCUUGUUGCACGACCACCAUGUCAAUGUAUCCACUGCCGCAGGUGUCUAAUAAACGCUAUUCCCGAGUUGGGGGCAGAAAGAUGAGUGGAAGUGCCUUCACUAAACUGCUUAAUCGGCUUGCUGCCGAGGGUCAUGAUUUGUCCACUCCAGUUGAUCUCAAGGACAACUGGGCCAGGCACGGUACAAAUCGCUACAGUUCCCAAAAAUAGCUUGCGGAUGAGGGUCUGGACUUCACAGGCGGUGGGAAAGCACAUCUGUAAUUCUCUGGGAUGAACAAAAAACUGUUUGUAGACUUGUAACCUACCAUUGCAUAGAUUUAGGAACCGGAAUGCUUUACCUUUUCUUUUUCGUUCUUCUGGGAACCUAAGCAUUUGAAAAUUCUCUUCUUCUUUUUUCCAUUUUACAUUUGAGUAUAUGUUUAAAAACAAUAGGAACUGGUUUGUAAAAGUAGAGUGUCUUGAUUGGAUCUUAUAGAGGCAGAGGAUAAUGCAAUCAGGGUUGAGGUCUCGUUUGCAUAAUCACUGCGGAUUUAGUUCAAAUGGAUAUCCCUCGUUAGACUGCUCAAGGCAUGGCCUGUUGUUGCAUUUUGUAAUUAUUAGUAUUAUGAAUUUAUUGCUGAACCAAUUUCCUAUA